AUUACAGAAAAGGAAAAAAAAAGAAAGAAAUAAGCAAUUGAGAAGAGAGAAGAUGAAUGAAGGGGCAGGGGGGGCACUUGGCUACUUUUUUAUGUUGCACGCAUCCAUGGCAGAACACACAGAUUAAACGACUAGACGAGAGAAGAUCAAACCAUUCAUCCGUUUCUCCAACAUACAACACCAUUUCCCUUCUCUUCCUUUCACCUUUAGCAGGAUUGAUUGCUCUCUGCUCUCUGCUCUCUGCUCUCUCCCAGUAUAUACAUACAUUCACAUUCAUGCAUGUAUAUAUUCUCGAUUUCUCUGCACUUCUCCAAGCGUGCUCACACUCACACUGUGUUGGCUGGAAUUUGAGGAUUCAGUUGUUUAGACUUAGAUGAAGGGGAUGCCCUUGCCCUUUGAUUUUCAGGGGAAGGGGGUCUUCGACUUUGAUUUUUUACUGAAAAACACUGAUUUCAUCAAAAAAGACUGUUUCAGCUUCGGCGAGCCUACAUCUGUGCUGGAUUCCGCCAGAAUUACAUCCUCUUCAACUCUGUCUUCAUCUCUCGGCGGAGGUGGUGCUGCUUCUACCGACACGGCCGGCGUGGCGACUGUUUCGGACGCCAAAUGGCACCAAGACUCCACCACUGCAACAAGCUCCAAUGCCAGAGGAGGAGCAACUGACUCCGACCUCCUUCCCGUUCCGCCGUCUCUAGAGAUCGGAGGCGCCGGCAACCCGGAUAAAGUUUCCAUGGAGGAUUGGGAGAGUGUGCUGUCGGAUUCUGCGGCGGUUUCGCCCAGCCAGGAGCAGGCCUUCCUCCGCUGGGUCAUGGGUGAUGUGGACGAUCCUGCCAAGUCUCUCCAAAUUGCCCCCGCGGAUUUCGAUUUUAGCGGCGGUGGCUUUGGUGUGGUGGAUCAAGGGUUCGGCGGGGAGCAAUUUGGGGGAAGCAGCAGCUUCAUGCCCUCGCUCCCAAUUUUCCCAAAUACCAACAGAUCCAGCGUUGAGAAGAUUGAAAUGAGACCUCCCAUUUUCAACCACCACCAGCCCUCCUUCUUCCCGCUGUCGUUCAAUCAACAGCAAGAGCAGAGCCUCUUCGGGCCUCCUCAGGCCAAGCGCCACAACCCCGGAUGGCCCGCUGACGACUCGAGAGGGACGUUUACGGACACCGGGCAGUUUCCUCAUUACCUGCAGCAGCAGAAGCCCAAAAUGGAGGAAUUAGGGCAGCAGCAGGCCAUAGUCGACCAGCUCUUCAAGGCUGCGGAGCUUGUCCAGACAGGUAAUCCGGUACUCGCGCAAGGGAUAUUGGCGCGGCUCAAUCACCAGCUCUCCCCCACUGGUAAGCCUUUCAAUAGGGCUGCCUUUUAUUGCAAGGAGGCUUUGCAAAUGAUCCUUCAAACUAAUGUCAACAACUCUUCUUCAACGCCUUUUAGCCUCGUUUUCAAGAUUGGUGCUUAUAAAUCUUUCUCUGAGAUCUCUCCUCUUGUCCAAUUUGCCAACUUUACUUGCAAUCAAGCAAUUCUUGAAGCUCUCCAAGGCUUUGAUAGGAUUCAUAUUGUUGAUUUCGACAUUGGCUAUGGCGGCCAGUGGGCGUCUCUUAUGCAGGAGCUUGCACUUCGUGGCGGGGGCGCACCCUCCUUCAAAAUUACUGCCCUUGCUUCUACUUCUUCCACCUAUGAUCAGCUUGAGCUCGGUCUCACACGGGAGAAUCUCAUCCAGUUUGCUAGCGAGAUUAACAUUGCAUUCGAGUUUGAGGCUAUUAGUAUUGAUUCCUUGAAUUCUGCUUCAUGGUCUUUGCCUUUCCACGUGCAAGAGAACGAGGCGAUUGCAGUGAAUCUCCCUGUCUGCUCUCUUGCCAAUCACCAGUUCUCGGUGCCACUAAUCAUGCGCUUUGUCAAGCAGCUCUCACCGAGGAUUGUGGUUUCUGUCGACAGAGGGUGUGAUAGGACUGAUCUUCCGUUCGCCAACCAUGUAGUCCACGCCCUCCAGUCUUACUCUAACCUGCUCGAGUCUCUUGAUGCCGUCAAUGUGAAUGUGGAUGCCCUGCAGAAGAUUGAGAGGUUCUUGCUCCAACCGGCCAUUGAGAAGAUAGUGAUGGGCCGUCAUCGCUCACCUGAGAAGACGCAGCAUUGGAGGUCUCUCUUUUUGUCUUCAGGAUUCUCCCCGAUAACAUUUAGCAACUUCACAGAAUCACAAGCGGAGUGUGUGAUAAAGAGGACUCCAGUUCGAGGUUUUCAGGUCGAGAAGAGGCAGUCUUCUCUCGUUCUAUGCUGGCAAAGGAAGGAACUGGUCUCUGCUACGGCUUGGAGAUGCUGAAGCAAGUGGAAUUCUUCUAGAAGGUGCUAUGAAAUUUCACAAACUCAACUACUGCCUAAAAAAAUCUAUGAAUAUUCAUCAUGCCUGAGUUUCUUCAAUGAUUCGGGCAGAUUUGUUUCCAACUUUCAAAUGAAUUAGACACAUUUUAGCACUGGAUUUUCUAGUAUAGUUUAAUCUUAUUCGAUGUUGUAUGUUCUUACUACUCUCUUGGUGCUGCCUUGCUUUUCUGCUCCAAGGCAGAUUUAUUGUGUUUGUAACAAUACACUGGCAGUAUUCCUACACCAGGAAUGGGAAGGAAAAAAUAUGAAAAAAACAAAUGAAUUUAACCCUUUUA
Salvia hispanica is the source of this 2624-nucleotide messenger RNA. Its product is annotated as scarecrow-like protein 6. NCBI's taxonomy places the organism in Eukaryota, Viridiplantae, Streptophyta, Magnoliopsida, Lamiales, Lamiaceae. The record is from RefSeq and is a predicted model, not a curated record.